This is a messenger RNA of Verticillium alfalfae VaMs.102, 1926 nucleotides long. Its product is annotated as 26S proteasome non-ATPase regulatory subunit 3. The coding region runs from base 265 to 1926 and encodes 553 amino acids. Gene Ontology annotation, molecular function: enzyme regulator activity. Gene Ontology annotation, cellular component: proteasome complex; proteasome regulatory particle, lid subcomplex. Gene Ontology annotation, biological process: regulation of protein catabolic process; ubiquitin-dependent protein catabolic process. NCBI's taxonomy places the organism in Eukaryota, Fungi, Ascomycota, Sordariomycetes, Glomerellales, Plectosphaerellaceae. The record is from RefSeq and is a predicted model, not a curated record. The transcript has 4 exons.
AUCACAAGACAAAUCAGCAUCGACAGCACCAACACCACAACAAACCCCCAUCAACGACAGACACCCAUCCCCACCGCCCGGCAUCUGACUACCUUCAGCACGCCUAGGCGCCUCUAUUCGCACUUAUCCACGAAGACACGUGCUCCGAUAUCGUGACACGCAGCCAGCUCCUCCUGCCGGGCGCGCCUUGCAGUCGACUCGCCACGAUCAUCGAGUCACCAAGCAACCCAGAAGCCAUUCACAAAACCAAGAGCCCCCGUCACUAUGCCAGGAAAGACCCCCAAUAGCAACGGCAACAAGCCUACCCAGAACGGCUACAGGAGUACCAAAGAUGUCGACAUGAAGGAUGCAAAGUCCAAGAACAAGAAGGGCGCCAAGGACGGCGACGAGGAGAUGACGGUUGUGGUCCCCCCUUCCAAGGGCACCAAGCAGUCCUCGACUCUGCCACCGCCGGAUGCUGAUGGUGAUGUCGCUAUGGGUGACGAAGAGAACGCCGACGACGCCGCCGCUGUCAAGGUUGACCCUGUCGUCCAAGCCGUGGCAGACAUCAAGAGCAACUUUGCGCUGCUCGACCGUGCCGUUGCACUGUUCGAUGCCCGAUUCUCCCUCCGAGCGCUGAGGUCAAUCUCGACUAUCCGUAAACGCCUGACCCCAGACGUCAUCGCCCAAGCAAUUGUCGAAACCUUUCCCGCGACCGUCACAUCUGGUAACGCAGCUAAACAGCUCCUUAUUGCCAUUGGUCGAGAGAGUCUGCCACUGGGCCAGUCUUCUGCUUCGGAGAUGGAGGUCGACAGUGAUGUCUCAAAGGCCGCCACCAAGAACGGCUCCAAGAAGGAAGUCAAGGAGAUCAUUCCCGAGGUGGACCUUUUCCUCGGUAUUCUGAUCCAGGUCCAUCUCUUCGACACGAAGCAGUUCCAGCGUGGUGCCGAUUUCUCAAAGUACCUCUCGGAUCGGAUCCAAUCCCUCAACCGCCGCACACUGGAUUCGCUGUCUGCCAAGGUCUAUUUCUAUUAUUCGCUUUUCUGCGAGCACCUCAACCCCCAGCCGCCUUCUUCCCAGUCCCCCGUCGUUGCCAUCCGCCCAACGCUCCUCGCUGCCCUGCCUGAUCUGCUCGUCUCUCACACCCAGUUCCCGGAGAACGCCGUCAACAAUCAGGUUGCCCGCUUCCUGUACUAUCUUGGGCGCAUCCGCGCGGUCCAGCUACGCUACACCGAGGCACACGAGCAUCUCACUGCCGCGACGAGGAAGGCGCCAUCGAGUGCCUGCGCGGCAGGCUUUUCAGCCACCGCUACGAAGCUUCUUUUGGUUGUGGAGCUGCUGAUGGGUGAUAUCCCUGAGCGGUCAACUUUCCGUCAGCCUACUCUGGAGAUAGCGCUGCACCCGUACUUCCUGCUGGUGCAGGCUGUGCGCGUCGGUAACCUCGAAGACUUUGAGACCAUUAUCGCAGACCACGCCGAUGUCUUCCGACGGGACGGCACUUACACCCUGAUCCUUCGUUUGAGGCAAAACGUGAUCAAGACGGGCAUCCGCAUGAUGUCUCUGUCUUACUCCCGAAUUUCGCUGCGGGACAUCUGCAUCCGCCUCCACCUCGGAAGCGAGGAGUCGGCUGAAUACAUUGUCGCCAAAGCCAUUCGCGAUGGUGUGAUCGAGGCAACCCUGGAUCGUGAGCACGGAUUUAUGAAGAGCAAGGAGAUUGGAGACGUCUAUGCUACGCGAGAGCCGGGCGAGGCUUUCCACGACCGAAUCCGUGCCUGCUUGGCUCUGCACGACGAGAGCGUCAAGGCCAUGCGCUUCCCCAUGAACCAGCAUCGCCUGGAGCUGAAGAAUGCCCAAGAGGCUCGCGAGCGUGAGAGGGAGAUGGCAAAGGAAAUCCAAGAGGGCGACCUUGACGAGGAUGACCUUGGCGGCGAGUUUGACGGCAUGUAA